This is a messenger RNA of Drosophila melanogaster (fruit fly), 2668 nucleotides long. RefSeq names its product nervana 2 (gene nrv2). Gene Ontology annotation, biological process: potassium ion transport; sodium ion transport; monoatomic cation transport. The transcript is spliced from 8 exons. Gene Ontology annotation, cellular component: sodium:potassium-exchanging ATPase complex; plasma membrane. Lineage: Eukaryota; Metazoa; Arthropoda; Insecta; Diptera; Drosophilidae. The coding region runs from base 828 to 1799 and encodes 323 amino acids. Gene Ontology annotation, molecular function: ATPase activator activity. The record is from RefSeq and is marked reviewed.
AUUUUUUUUUUUUUUAAAUUAACCAUAUUGUACCUUUCUGUGAUCCAAUAUGGAGCAGAAGUAUAUAGUGAUAAUUUUCGGCAUUCUCAUGGCCUUGCUUCUGAUUAUAGACAUUAUUUUGAUCGUUUAUAUUGUGCUGGAUGUGAGCUAUGCUUAUGAAGUAUACUUCCACGCAAGGCGCCCGGAUCCAAUCGAGCGGGCUAAAGCUGCACCAUUAUUCGCUCCUAUAUUUAAAUAUUAAGAAUGAAUCAGCAAUUAGUAUUGAUACUAAUUGGCGUUUCGGUUAUCCUGUGCCUUAUCGCACUAAAUUUGCUGUUCAUUUACUUUAUAAUCGACAAUCCGUACCGAACAACGCAUUCGAGAAGAACAUUGGCCACGAUGGCAUCCACUUGGGCGCCGCUGCUAGAAUAUGAGGAGUUUGACGUAUCGACUGGUGCCGGAGAAGAAGCGUCACCCGCUCGCCGCUAAACACAAUUUUCAGACACAUAACCCCCGGUUCGGCUUGGUCUUUCUUUGUCGAAUUCAGAUCAGUGUCGCGCGGCGCACAGCGGUGUCAACUUGUCGUGUGCAGCGCAUAUCCAAAGUGUUACAGAGUAAAACCAUCAGCCUUUCCAGCCAUAGACCAAAGCCAACCGAGCCUUACACGGGAUCUACACCGAACUGCCCAGGAGUCCAGUUGGAUACACGAUCCACCUCACAUAUCCAUACCCCUACACAUUCCAAUUUCCAAUCCAGUGAUUCGAAAACCUUUGCCCACGCGAUCCCGAUCACGAAACCGUUUAGCCGUUGAACUGAGGAAGCGCCAGCCAAAGAAGAAGCCUGGUAUAAUGCCUACCAUAACCGAGGAUUGCAUAGAUGGAUUCCAACAGUACUACUCGCGGCCACCGGAGAGGCCCAAGAAGAAGUCCCUGAAGCAGAUGGUCUACGACUCGGAGGACAACUCCUACUUCGGACGCUCGAUGGACAGCUGGGCCAAAAUCGGAAUCUUCUAUGUGGCCUUCUACGGAGUCCUAGCCGCCCUCGUUGCCAUCUGCAUGUGGGCCUUCUUCCAAACUCUCGAUCCUCGCAUUCCCAAGUGGACCCUGGACCGUUCCCUGAUAGGUACAAAUCCAGGUCUAGGUUUUCGACCCCUGCCACCGGUGGACAAUGUGGAAAGCACUUUGAUCUGGUACAAGGGCACCCAACACGAGAACUACAAGCACUGGACAGACUCCCUGGAUGAUUUCCUUGCGGUGUACAAAGUACCUGGUCUAACACCCGGCCGUGGUCAGAACAUCUACAACUGCGACUACAACCAGCCGCCGCCAAAGGGUCAGGUGUGCGACGUGGACAUCAAGACGUGGUCGCCGUGCACCAAGGAGAAUAACUACAGCUACCACAAGAGUGCGCCGUGUAUCUUCCUCAAGCUGAACAAGAUCUACGGCUGGAUUCCGGAGUACUACAACAGAUCGAAUGACUUGCCCGCGAACAUGCCCGCCAGCUUGAAGACCUACAUCGCAGAGGUCGAGAAGACGCAGCCAGAAAAGCUAAACACCAUUUGGGUAUCGUGCGAGGGCGAGAACCCAGCCGACCAGGAGAACAUUGGUGCUGUCAACUACCUGCCAAUCAGGGGAUUCCCCGGCUACUUCUAUCCCUACCAGAACUCCGAGGGCUACUUGAGUCCCCUGGUGGCGGUGCACUUCCAGCGCCCCAAACGCGGAAUCAUCAUCAACGUGGAGUGCAGGGCUUGGGCUCGCAACAUCAUACACGAUCGCAAGGAGAGAAUCGGAUCGGUGCACUAUGAGCUCCUCAUUGAUUAAAUUGUACCACACUAUUACAACAUAACAUAAUAGCAAACACAAUAACAAGAAUCUCCGAUUAACAAGAAUCUCGGUAUCAGAGGUGUGUGAGGACGAUAAGUCUCGUCUAAGACAAUCCUACCAGAGGCAAACCACCAGAUGUUGUAGUGAAGAUUGUGAAAGGUUCAGAUUUUCGAAUGUCAUUAAAAAUCCAAAUUAUUUAAACUUGUUUUCCGCGUUAUAAAGCAUACAAAAUAUAUAUUCAAGACUUGCAACGCCUAUAAACAUACAAAUUUUGAAUUCCAAUAACUUUUUAUGCACUUUACGAUGAAAGUUAGACGUAAGAUUGUAAAGCUAAACCACCAAGAUGGGAACUCAAUGGACAGGAUGGAACUAAACCAGCCUGAAUCUCGUUUGGCGCUGACCAGUAAAUUUGGCGCUGACCAGUAAAUAGUAAAUCAAUCAAAUGCAACAAAUUUACAGCAAUUAAUCCAAACUGCCAUUUCCAAUGAAUUAACAAACGAAUCCCUAGAUAUUACAAAUUUAUAAAGAAAAUUUAAGAAUCAUUUUUGAGUCUGCCGCUAUGUAACAUGUAACCGAAAACAGACCAAUUUUGUCUACCAAAAAUCUAAAUAUUUACAGCUAGCUUCAGAAUUUACCAUAUUUAUUAAUAACUUAGUCAAAAGUGAAGCCUAUAUACAUAUACAUCACAUUUUGAUAGACGACAAAAGUGCAACAUUUGGAAAACAGAAAAUCGUAACUUCGGUUAACUUGUAAGCUUAUGAUAUAAUAAUUGCGAAGAUUGAAAUUUAAGGAAAUAAAUUGAGACGGCUAAGAGACACAAAACACUUUCAAUUCCUUUUCAAUAAAAAUCAAAUGAAAGUAGUCAG